AUGGACUUCUUCAAAUCAGUAUUCACCGAGGAGCAGGAUUACUCCGAUACCGAAGACACCGAGAUUUCUUCUUCGAAUUUGGAUGUUCAAGCGCAGCCGGAAUCUCCACCUGGAGCUCCUCCGGAUGGUAAUCCGAACAUCCCGGCCAUUGUGAACGCGUGGGGGUUCGGGUCGGGUCUGCUGAAAACCCUAGCGUCGAAGUCGGAAUCCGUAAUCCAGAACUACCGUCGGGAUCUGGAGGAGUUCAGCUCCGGUCUGCAGAAGGAGACUGCUAUAAUCCGCGAAGCCGCCAGCCGCGCCGUCCAGGAUUUGCCAGCUCACAUCGAAUCGGGCGCCGCCGCCGCUCAGGAAUCGCUUGAAACCGUCGGCCAAGCCAUCGACGACAUCGGCUCCAGCGUAGCGGAGAUCAUUGUACAGGGAAAGGACUCGAUCCUCGCUCCCGAAGAUUCCGGUAACGAAUUCUCAGAAAACGACGGUAGAAAUGACCGCAGCGAUGAUGUUUUGAACUCGAAUGCGAAACCGUACAGUAGAAUUGAGGCUCUGAUCCGAGCAAUUCAGUGUGAUGCGAAAACGUACUGCGAGGAGCCGGAGGAUUCCGAGGACUACAAUGAGUGGAAAUUAGGGUUUGUGUUUGAGGAAAAGCUUGGGGAGAUUGGAGACUUGGUGGAGGAAAAUAAUGUAAUUGGUGAAAUUUACAGUGAGAUUGUGCCAAGUAAGGUUGACAGAGAGACAUUUUGGAGCAGAUACUUCUAUAAGAUUCAUCGGGUGAAGAAAGCAGAGGAGGCUAGGGUGAGACUGGUGAAGAAGGUGAUUUCUGGUGAAGAAGAUGAGGAUUUGACCUGGGAUGUAGAAGAUGACAAUGACAACGACAACGGAUCUUGUGAUGUGGUGAGAAAAGAGAUUGCUGAGACUGAAAAUGGAUUGAACAGUUUACACAUAGAAGAAGAAAAGCAAAAGAAUUCUGAAACUGCAAAUGACGCCAAUGUGAGUGCUUCUGAGGCCAAAACUCAUGAUGAGAAAGGGGAUUCAGAAAGCAGAAAUGAAGCUGGUGCUGAAUCAAGUGGGGAAAAGUUGAGGUUCAAACCCAAUGACAAAGGAGCUUCAGAAGCAAAGAACGAUAACAGUGACUUCUCAGUUGUUUCUAGCCAACAAUCCUCGCGGGAGGAAGAGGACCUCGGGUGGGAUGAAAUUGAGGAUAUUGACAGUUAUAGUGAAAGCAAGGCAACUGGACAAGCAAAUACCAUCAGAGCUGAUCUGCAUAAGCGCAUUAGUGUUAGCAAUGAAGAGGAAGACCUGUCAUGGGAUAUCGAUGACGACGAAGAUGAUGUGCCUUCUAAACCUUGA
Messenger RNA from Ipomoea triloba (trilobed morning glory), 1344 nucleotides. Its product is annotated as BSD domain-containing protein 1-like. Gene Ontology annotation, cellular component: cytoplasm. The transcript has a single exon. Bases 1 to 1344 code for a protein of 447 amino acids. NCBI's taxonomy places the organism in Eukaryota, Viridiplantae, Streptophyta, Magnoliopsida, Solanales, Convolvulaceae. The record is from RefSeq and is a predicted model, not a curated record.